Trematosphaeria pertusa is the source of this 1251-nucleotide messenger RNA. RefSeq lists its product as uncharacterized. Lineage: Eukaryota; Fungi; Ascomycota; Dothideomycetes; Pleosporales; Trematosphaeriaceae. Gene Ontology annotation, biological process: vacuolar acidification. The transcript is spliced from 5 exons. The coding region runs from base 172 to 945 and encodes 257 amino acids. Gene Ontology annotation, molecular function: proton-transporting ATPase activity, rotational mechanism. The record is from RefSeq and is a predicted model, not a curated record. Gene Ontology annotation, cellular component: vacuolar proton-transporting V-type ATPase complex; fungal-type vacuole membrane.
CCCCGGUCCUACUCGCAGAGCUGCCGCGCCGUCACGCACGCCCCGACACCUUCACAUCACCCACAGCGCCAGCUUCCGACUGGGCCCAGACUGCAACUGAGGCCUGCUGCUGCCGGCGUCUCUCUUUCUAUUUCAGCCCCAUAAGCCCGCCUGUCGGCCCAUCGUCUCGCAAUGUCGGGCAGCGGGGCGAGGGAAGCCGUCUUCCCCACACGGCAGUCGCUGGGAUUGAUGAAGAGCAAGUUAAAGGGCGCGCAGACCGGCCACGACUUGCUGAAGCGGAAGAGCGAGGCCCUCACCAAGCGGUUUCGAGAGAUAACGCGCCGCAUCGAUGAGGCGAAGCGCAAGAUGGGCCGGGUCAUGCAGAUUGCUGCAUUCUCGCUCGCCGAAGUCACAUAUGCCGUCGGCGGCGAUAUUGGCUACCAGAUCCAAGAGUCGGCAAAGCAGGCACGAUUCCGCGUACGCACCAAGCAGGAGAACGUCUCGGGUGUUUUCCUGCCGCAGUUCGAGAGCUACACGGCCGAGAGCAACAACGACUUCGCCCUGACGGGUCUGGGCAAGGGCGGUCAACAGGUGCAGAGGUGUAGAGAGACAUAUGCAAGGGCAGUGGAGACACUGGUCGAGUUGGCUAGUCUGCAGACCGCCUUCGUUAUAUUGGACGAAGUUAUCAAGGUUGUCAACCGCCGUGUAAACGCCAUUGAGCACGUCAUCAUCCCCAGGACCGAGAACACGAUCAAGUACAUCAACUCCGAGCUGGACGAGCUAGACAGAGAAGAGUUCUACCGCCUGAAGAAGGUAUCCGGGAAAAAACAGAGGGAUGCCGCUGCGGAAGAGCAAGCGAGAGCAGCGGCCAAGGCAUCUGCGGCCGAGAAGGAGGCUGCGGCCGAUGAAGCAGCAGAGACACAGGACCUGUUGGGCGAUAAGGAGAACGAGGACGUCAUCUUCUGAGGACAGUUACCCAUAAGGCAUUGGCGGUCCAUAGUGGAUAUCCGGACGAUACGAGCGACGAUCCCACGGACCCUGUGCAUAAUGAUCGUGCUGCUCUCGUUCGAAAUGUUCCUUUGACCUGAAGCCUACGCCACCUCCGAACUGAUGGGUCGGAGUGAACGCCUGAGGUGCAGAUCGGAUCGGUAAAGUUUCCCUAAGUAGCCAGAUGAUAAGUACUCUGUGACAGUAAAUGUGCAUAUAACGACAGAACACGACUGUAUUGUGUUCGUUUUCGAGGUAUCAUAAAUCCAAACGCAUAAAUCCACU